This is a messenger RNA of Dendronephthya gigantea, 2276 nucleotides long. RefSeq names its product poly(A) RNA polymerase GLD2-like. Gene Ontology annotation, molecular function: nucleotidyltransferase activity. The record is from RefSeq and is a predicted model, not a curated record. The transcript has 4 exons. Bases 1185 to 2153 code for a protein of 322 amino acids. Gene Ontology annotation, cellular component: cytosol. Lineage: Eukaryota; Metazoa; Cnidaria; Anthozoa; Malacalcyonacea; Nephtheidae.
AUCAUUAUUGAUUUAACAUUCGAUAUAUUUUAAGUUUCUGACCAGCCAUCGACGUAUAUAUUGUUUAAUGAAACGAUCUCUGUAUCUCUACUUGAAAACUAUCUAUAUAACCAAAUCUCUAUGUAGCAAAUAAUUUGAUUGCAACUAACACGCGAUAUUUAUUAUUAACAGGUUGAAAACAUGACUACCUGCUGUUACAAAAAUGUAAAUUUUUGAAACGGCAUAUAUCUUGCAACUAAAUAUGACAGAAUCAUCGCAAAUUCACGUUGAAGUGUAUGAUCUACGUGGACGAUAUCGCUUCCUAACUUCAACUGAGCAUCGCUUUGAAGAAGGUUUACUCAUAAACUCGAUAUUUUCAGUUUGACAGGACACAAUGACAAUGUCUACUAAACUUUGUUCAUGCAUCAUACUGCCAAAAUAUAAUAUCUUGACGAGUUUUUUCGUAUAUUAAAAACUAUAAGUGUAAAUUUGUAAAAUUCUUACCCGACAUAUCUCACGCGUGUGAACUGAUUGAACAGUAAAAUAGAACUAAAUCAUCAUCUGCUGCAUCAUGAAAUUAACCGCCAGUAUUCGGGUAAUCCCGAGCAAAGUUUACCAAAUGAUGACUUUCUUUUGCAACCGGUAUUUCCCAGUUUGAUGAAUGAUGCAUGAGAGCGAACAAGUUAGCUGGAAUUGAAGGAUGUUGUUCCUGGAAAAAUAAAACAGGAAGUAUCAAAUGGCACUUUCGUAUGUAUAAUUCUGAUAUUACGCCAUAAUAUAUACGCCAAAACCUGGCUCACAUAUUCAUUAUUAUCUGCAAGGUAUUCUUUGCAUUGAUAUUUGAGCUGCGCUUCGAAUAUUAGUUAAGAUUGUUUUUUUUACAGUCGAUAUUAAUUCAACAAAACCUAGCUGUCCUAGAGAAUGGUAAACUUCUACUCAGGCAAUGACACUUGGGCUGUGUGAAUAUACACAAAUCAAGAUAUCACCCAUGCAUAGAUCACACUUGAAUAUAUAGAAUGCCUGUCUGAGCCCAAGGAAUGGGGGAAAACUAUAUCACAUAAUGAUUUUAUCUAAAGGGUAAAAGUUGUCGGAAGUGGAACAGCGUGAUCAUUUCCAGGAACAAUACAUUAUUCAGACCACCAACGGUGUUUACGCGUCCAUUUAAAAGCACCUAGAAAUAAGCAAUAGUUUGGCAGAAAAAAUAUAUGAAGCGAAAAUAUGAGAAGGGUACAAACAGCUCGUUGAGCGACGAGAUAACCCGAAAGUUUGAGCGAGUACGGGAGGAAAAUGAAGAGAAAUAUCGAUUGAAGAAGGCCUGGAUUGAUGAACUACAGUCGAUCGCCCGUCAGAAGUAUCCAAACGCUGAACUUAUCCUAACAGGUUCUUCAGGAAACAUGUUUGGUUUUAAAACUAGUGAUUGUGAUCUGACGCUUAUUUCUGGAGAACGAUUUGCCUACUCUGCUCUAGACAACAUUGAGAAAUUGCUCCCAAAGUCAAAAUUUACCACAGAGUUGGUGCGUGGAGCAAAGGUUCCCGUGUUGAAGAUAAAAGAUAAGGGGAACUCGUUCGAAGCUGAUAUCAACUCGGAAUGCGUACGCAAUAUUCGCCACACGUAUCUCUUUCGCUGCUAUGCUCUUCUCGACCCACGAGUCCUGCCUCUUGGCCUCGUUAUUAAACUGUGGGCAAAGAACGCUGGCAUCAUCAACCAAAGGGACCACAAACUUUCAGGUUUCACUCUGCUGGUUUUGUACAUCAACUACCUUCAAAAAGGUUGCAGUCCACCGGUUGUUCCAUCGUUGCAAACCGACUAUCCAUUGCUUUUCGCCGGCAUUGUAGAAAUAUCCCAGAUCAUUGAGAAACUGAAAACCAAAGAAUUACCUGAGAAACUCAGGGAUUUUAAAUCCAGCAACAAGCAGAACCUCGGUGAAUUACUUGUUGGAUUUUUCCGGUUUUAUGAAAAGUUCCAAUGGAGCUCCGAAGUGGUUUCCAUCAGCCGAAAUAACGCGUAUGUUUCGAAUAAUCGUCCUCGCAUGAAGAUUGAAGAUCCUUAUGAACGCUGUGGAAAUUGUGCGAGAGGCAUUUAUGAGUUUCGCCAAUUCGUGCAAAUCAAAGAUUCUUUUGGUAGAGCUUUGAGGAAAAUUGAAGAUAGUAUGGAUUUAGAUAGUGUUUUGUAAAUCCCUGAAACAUUAUAAACUUUAUACACUAGUUUACUUUAAUAUAUGUACUACCAUUUGCCAGCUCGGCAGCCAUCGACAUCUUAGAAACGCGUUUGUUAACAUUUUAACCUUCGCACGUUU